Molecule: messenger RNA, 1326 nt
Organism: Mycena indigotica
Lineage: Eukaryota; Fungi; Basidiomycota; Agaricomycetes; Agaricales; Mycenaceae
Product: EHN domain-containing protein
Exons: 7
Coding region: 1-1326 (441 amino acids)
Biological process (GO): epoxide metabolic process
Molecular function (GO): epoxide hydrolase activity
Source: RefSeq, a predicted model, not a curated record
AUGUCCUUCCAAUGUCCUUCUCAUCGGAAACAGGCGCCGCCUAAUGCACCGCUUGUGGAUCGACAUACAAAAGCCAGCGACAAGAAUUUCCCCCGCCUUUCUCCUCCCAUGGCCGAGGCACCAUUCGUCGUUGCAGUCCCUGACACCGCCCUCAACGAGCUCCGCCAAAAGCUCGCACUCAGCCGGCUUCCCGACGAAAUUGACGAGGCGGGCUGGACGUAUGGUGUACCUCUAAGCGACAUUCGCCGACUCUUACAACGCUGGCAAGAGGGCUUCGACUGGCGGGCACACGAGGAGCAGAUAAAUGCGGAGCUGCCGCAGUUCACACGGGACAUCGACGUUGAGGGAUUUGGCACGCUCAACAUCCAUUAUGUGCACCAAAAGAGCCAACGAGUGGAUGCAAUUCCCCUUCUGUUUGUUCAUGGAUGGCCAGGAAGCUUUCUCGAAGUCCGCAAAAUACUUCCUCUGCUGGUUGAUGCUCCGCCUGAACACCCUGCUUUCCACGUUGUCGCCCUCAGUCUUCCGGGCUUCGGCUUUUCAGAGGCCCCAAAGAAGAAAGGAUUUAAAUUAGACCAGUAUGCGGAGGUGGGGAACAAACUCAUGAUUGCCUUGGGAUAUAGCGAAUACGUAACACAAGGUGGCGACCUGGGGUUCUCCAUAACCCGCCGUAUUGCGCAGAAGCAUGGCAGUCAAAACGCCAAGGCCUGGCAUACAAACUUUCCUAUUGCUCACCAACCACCCUUCUGGGGUAGCAUGCUGGCCUACAUUCGCUCGGCCAUAACGCCGUGGUCACCCUUCGAAAAGGCGGGCAGAGCCAGGACGUUCUGGUUUGUGACGAAAGGCAGAGGGUACUAUCACGCCCAGUCGACGAAGCCGCAAACUCUGGGAUACUCGUUGGCGGACUCGCCCGUGGGCCUUCUUGCGUGGGUGUACGAGAAGCUAGUUGAAUGGACGGACAACUACGCAUGGGAAGACGAUGAAGGCGCGCUACUCCUCGCUUGGGUAACAAGCUAUUAUUUCUCGCGGGCGGGGCCUGCAGCGUCCCUGCGAAUAUACUACGAGCUGCACCACGGCGAAGAGCAAUUUCCGCCCCCCUCUCAAGCGCCGAAAAUCCCCUUCGGCACCUCUUUCUUCCCCAAAGAGGUCGCGAUUGCGCCGCGAACAUGGACACGUCCUCUCGGGAACUGCGUGUUUGAAGCAGAACACACGAAGGGGGGGCAUUUCGCAGCCCAUGAAGUCCCCGAGCUGCUUGUGGACGAUGUCAGAAAGAUGUUUGGCAAGGGUGGGCCAGCGUUCGGUGUCGUAUCUGGUAAAACGGGGUACUAA